This is a messenger RNA of Aspergillus sclerotioniger CBS 115572, 1866 nucleotides long. Its product is annotated as putative MFS peptide transporter. The coding region runs from base 1 to 1866 and encodes 621 amino acids. NCBI's taxonomy places the organism in Eukaryota, Fungi, Ascomycota, Eurotiomycetes, Eurotiales, Aspergillaceae. Gene Ontology annotation, molecular function: dipeptide transmembrane transporter activity. Gene Ontology annotation, cellular component: membrane. Gene Ontology annotation, biological process: transmembrane transport. The record is from RefSeq and is a predicted model, not a curated record. The transcript is spliced from 4 exons.
AUGUGUAGGUCCCCUAACCCUGUCCCUCCCGGUCGAGGAUUGAUCCGAUUGCUAAUUCUAGCUGCUUCAGCCGACGAAACCCGCAUCGCCGAUGCCAUCAUCCCGGGUGAAGUAUCCAAUGAGGUGAUCCAUGUUCAUAGCAAGUCCGAUCCAGAGAAAAACGCCUACGAAGUCGACGCCCGAGCGCUGGAGAAUGAGGAGUACCCCAUUCCCACCGAGGAGGAAGUCAGCACCCUUCGCAAAGUCCCGGCCAAUCUCCCCCUCGUCGCAUAUUCCCUCUGUUUGGUUGAGUUCGCCGAAAGAGCGUCCUACUACGGUGCUCAGACAGUCUUCUCCAACUUCAUUGAGUUUCCUCUCCCGAAAGGAGGUAAUGGCGCCGGUGCGCCUCCGCGAGGGUCGCAGGAGACCGCGGGUGCGCUGGGAAUGGGUCUCCAAGCCAGUGAUGGAUUGGUCCUGUUGUUCCAGUUCCUUGCCUAUGUCAUUCCCAUUUUCGGAGGAUGGUGGGCUGACGUACACAUCGGGCGAUAUAAAGCCAUUUGUGUCGGAGUCGCCAUCUGUGGUAUUGCCCACAUCAUCCAGAUCAUCGGCGCUAUCCCAUCAGUGCUGCAGGCCGGGACGGGGCAUGCGGCGCCGCCCUUCAUCAUCGGUCUUCUGAUGUUGGCCUUUGGUGCCGGUGUCUUCAAGCCCAACAUUGCACCCACCGUCCUGGACCAGCACCGCCACCACAAGCCAUACACCAAGGUCUUGAAGACCGGGGAGAAGGUGAUUGUGGACCCGGAAUUGACCGCCACGCGGACAAUGCUCAUCUUCUACGGGAUCAUCAACGUCGGAGCCUUCUACAUGCUUGCCACCACAUAUGCUGAGAAGUAUGUCGGUUACUGGUUGGCCUUCUUGCUGGCCGGGAUCAUCUACUUCAUCCUGCCCGUGGUGCUGGCAGCCGUCUAUAAGAAGACGUACAAGACGCCCCCUAAGGGAAACUCCGAUCUCGCCAAGGCGAUCAAGAUCACGGUGACCGCUCUGCGCGAAAACAAGUGGCAGGUUUGGCGUAAGAACUUCUUCGAUGCGGCCAAGCCGAGUGUGUUGGCGGCCAAGGGAAUCCAGGUCGAAUGGACCGAUAAGCUGGUGGAUGAUGUGCGCCGAACUCUCGUUGCAACGGAAAUCUUCUUCUACUUCCCCAUUUACAACCUCAACGACGGCGGUAUUGGGUCCGUGUCGACGAACCAGGGUGCCUCAAUGGUGACCAACGGCGCCCCCAACGAUCUGCUGAGCAACUUCAACGCCUUGACGAUCAUUGUCGCGGUGCCAAUCGUGGACUUUGUGAUCUAUCCCCUGCUCAAUCGGUAUAAUAUUCCGUUCAAGAGAAUCAGUCGGAUCACGUUCGGCUUCAUCCUGGCGGCGCUGUCCGGCAUGUGCGGUGCCCUCAUCCAGUGGCGCGUAUACAAGUCCUCGCCAUGUGGCUACUUUGCCUCCACGUGUGCCGAAGUCAGUCCGAUCAGCAUCUGGUGGCAGUUGCCAAACACCAUCCUGGGGGCUCUCUCGGAGAUCUUCUGUAAUGUUACGGCGUACGAGUUGGCCUAUGCCCGGUCGCCAGAAAGCAUGAGAGGUCUGGUCAUGGCCAUCUUCCUCUUCAUGACCGCACUUUCCAGUGCGCUGGGAGAGAUUCUCUUGCCAGUCACCGAGGAUCCGGACCUGAUCUGGAUUUGGGGUGCCCCCGCCGUUGCUCUCGGCCUCCAGACCAUUCUCUUCUGGUUCCGUUUCAAGCAUCUCAACAACGAUGAGUUCAUGACCGAUGACGCGGACUAUGAUGACACCAAUAGCGAAGCCCCUAUCCAAGCGUCUGAGGAUGUGAAGACUUCUCAGGAGUAG